This is a messenger RNA of Callorhinus ursinus (northern fur seal), 787 nucleotides long. RefSeq names its product CXXC motif containing zinc binding protein (gene CZIB). The record is from RefSeq and is a predicted model, not a curated record. NCBI's taxonomy places the organism in Eukaryota, Metazoa, Chordata, Mammalia, Carnivora, Otariidae. Gene Ontology annotation, molecular function: zinc ion binding.
CGGAGGUCUGCACCCGGUGCGCUGGCGGCGCCCGCCGUUUACGACGGGCCGGAAAGUAGUGGCCGCAGCUAUCGCCGGGUGGGGUCGGGCCGAGCCAAGCCAAGCCACUAUGGGGAAAAUUGCGCUGCAGCUCAAAGCCACGCUGGAGAAUGUCACCAACCUCCGCCCUUUGGGUGAGGACUUCCGGUGGUACCUCAAGAUGAAAUGUGGCAACUGUGGUGAGAUUUCAGAGAAGUGGCAGUAUAUUCGGCUGAUGGACAGUGUGGCACUGAAGGGAGGUCGUGGCAGCGCCUCCAUGGUCCAGAAGUGCAAGCUGUGUGCGAGGGAAAACUCCAUCGAGAUUUUGAGCAGCACCAUCAAAUCUUACAAUGCUGAAGACAAUGAGAAGUUCAAGACAAUCGUAGAAUUUGAAUGCCGAGGCUUUGAACCAGUUGAUUUCCAGCCCCAGGCUGGGUUUGCUGCUGAGGGUGUGGAAUCGGGGACAGUCUUCAGUGAUAUUAAUCUGCAGGAGAAGGACUGGACUGACUAUGACGAAAAGGCUCAGGAAUCUGUGGGAAUCUACGAGGUCACCCACCAGUUUGUGAAGUGCUGAACCUUCUUCAUGCGCACUUGCCUCUAGGAACUGAGAAGGGACAACGUGCCCCGAGCAGCAGAGCCCACUGAGGCACUUCCCCUCAUCCUUUGUCUCCUGGAAGCUAUCCAAGCCCUCAUCACCUGCAUGCUGGGCUCUGUCACAGCUUCCCAAACCCCACCAAUAAAGCCCCUGUUUGUUUGUGCUGCACUGGUA